Molecule: messenger RNA, 3579 nt
Organism: Musa acuminata subsp. malaccensis (wild Malaysian banana)
Lineage: Eukaryota; Viridiplantae; Streptophyta; Magnoliopsida; Zingiberales; Musaceae
Source: RefSeq, a predicted model, not a curated record
AUUAUACACCGCGGGGGAGUAAUUAUUAAUACGAAGCUAAGGAUUUGUUCUAUGGUCCGAAGAAGCUCGAGGGAUUGUCCCAUUUUUCUCCCACUGCCGCCGCUGCUUCGCUGCCAUCGGCAGAAAGAGACGCUGUAGAGGCAGAUCGGGGGAGGAGAUGGUGGGCGUGAAGUGAGCCAUUGGGGGCGGACGAGUGCGUCGCGAGUGAGGUCAUCGCAAGGGCUUCCUUGGUCUGCUCGCCGUCCGUGGAUUUUUCCCGCUGGCUUUUAGGGUUCCCCUGCGCUUUCCCCUCCCCAUGCGAUCGCUUCGUUCCCGAGGGAUCCAAGUACUGAAGCCCUAACUCUGCCUCCAUUCCUGGAUCGAGAUCGAGAGCGGGUGGGUCUUCCUUGUUCUUCGCUCUGGCGGGGAUCAGGGGCACGCUCGCCCUCGUCCUGGUGUCCGCGCUCGCCCGCCUUGCCGAUCUCUUCGAUUUCAAGACCCGAAGGCGCCGCCGGCGUAGGGGCUGUGGCCGGCGGGGUGGUGGAACCAUGCUCUGGGUUGCCCGCCUCUCCGGCCUGUGCUCCCUCGCCAUGGUCAUGGUAGUGCUGUCCCCUUCCCUCCAAUCCUUCCCCCCUGCCGAGGCUAUCCGGUCGUCUCAUUACCUCCGCAUCCCCGCCGGCGGCGGCGGUUACAACCACCACCUUGCCGCGGCAUCCGGCGACGCCGAAAGCCUCGUGUUCCGGAGGGCGCCGCGAUUCCACAAUGCCGCCGAGUGCGAGCCCCCGUCGGCGAACGGAACCUCGGUCUGCGACCCCUCGCUGGUGCACAUCGCCAUCACCCUCGACGAGGAGUACCUGCGCGGCUCGAUAGCGGCGGUCCACUCGGUUCUCACCCACGCUCGGUGCCCGGAGAACGUUUUCUUCCACUUGCUACUGUCGGAGCCGGGCCUGGAGUCGGUGGUGAGGUCCGCCUUCCCGGGCCUCCGCUUCAAGGCGUACUACUUUGACCCCGACCGGGUCCGGGCGCUCAUCUCUACGUCGGUGCGGCAGGCACUGGAGCAGCCGCUCAACUACGCCCGUAACUACCUGGGGGACAUCCUUGAGCGGUGCGUUAACCGGGUGAUCUACCUCGACUCCGACCUGGUGGUGGUUGACGACAUCGGCAAGCUAUGGCGGACACGGCUGGGGUCGCGGGCCGUAGGCGCACCAGAGUACUGCCACGCUAACUUCACCAAGUAUUUCACCGACCGGUUCUGGUCCGACCAUCGCCUCGCGGCCACGUUCGCCGGCCGCCGGCCGUGCUACUUCAACACGGGGGUGAUGGUGCUGGACCUGGUCCGGUGGCGGCGCGCCGGUUACACGCGCAGGAUCGAGCGAUGGAUGGAGGUGCAGAAAAGCGGUGCCGCCCCCAGCGGUGCCGGCCGUAUCUACGAGCUGGGGUCGCUACCGCCCUUCCUGCUGGUGUUCGCCGGCCACGUUGCACCGAUCGAGCACCGGUGGAACCAACAUGGCCUGGGCGGGGACAACGCCAGAGGCAGCUGCCGUGACCUCCACCCAGGGCACGUGAGCCUUCUCCACUGGAGCGGUAGCGGCAAGCCAUGGGUGCGGCUCGACUCCAAACGGCCGUGCCCGCUCGACCACCUCUGGGCUCCCUACGACCUAUACGGCCCCGCUGACGCUUGACGCCGCUGCCCCCAGCCGGUAAAACGACCGCCUGCUCCCACCUUUCCGCCGCCGCUAAUGUUCUUCAAUUACUAUCCUAAACCUUCAUCUACUUUCUCAUCUCUUGUUUCGAAUUUUUACGUUUGAUUCUUCUUACGGAUUUAAUCUGCAUUAGUUUAGCCCCUUUUUUUUACCCGCUUUGGGGCGAUUUGUAAUUUUAAUUCUAUUAUUGCUCCCUCCCUGAAUAAAGAAGUGAGACAGAUAGGUCGAAUUUGUUAUGUAUAUCUACCUAUAUUGAAUUAAAUUGCUUCAUCUCUUUACUGGCAACUGCUCUUCUUCUUUUGGUUCAGUGGACCGAUUCUAGUGCAAUGCAGCUCUGUUUCUAAAACAGGAAAUUUUGGGGGGCUUUGUUCUCGGUUUGGAUGCACACGAACUGGUUCUACUAAGCUUCUAACGGCCGGCAAUGACGUUGUGUCGCAGUAGGAAGUCUAUCUUGUUUGAUUCGCCUAAUGUAGGUAUAGAUUAAUGAGUUCUUGUUUCAGAAAUCCAGAAAAAAAGGGUAAAUCCUCGAGGCAAGAGAGGUGUGCAGAAGAAUAGGUGUCGAAGACCGGAGAGGUGGGGGCGCCGUGGCUCAACGUUCGCUGGCAGCAAAACGCCUGUGAAGCACCUCCCCAUAACGGUCUCAUCUUUGGCUCAUUCUUCUUCUCUCUCUCUUAUCUGAUCCUAAUCUUAUGUCAUUCUUCUGCUGCAUUCCUUUAAAUGAGUUAUCGAUCUAGUAGUGUGCACAGAGCCGAAGGGGCAGACGUCACCUCUCCGAUUUGGUCCUCGUCUUCUCCAGUGGGGUGUCGGUGGAUUUUGGACGAUAACGACGACUCCGUUUGCCUCUACUUUUGCGUUUUCUGUAACAGUUACUUUGAACUCGAGUAUGAUUUUUAACCUUGAAUCAUCUUUUAGCAACACUAUGGGUUUUGCUUUGGUGGGUGCGCGAAUCUGAUAUAUGUUCUGAUGAGAGGUGGAAUCUGUCAUCCUUUGGGGUCAUGGAGGUCGGAGAGAAGAAGUGAUAGAUAGACCAUUUGUCCCCGCUAGAUGUGGUCCUUGCACAGGAGAGAAGUCUAUGGGAUGUGGUGGAAAGAGUCUUCACUUCAUUCACUCACCUUGUUUGUUCAUUUAGCUGCAGAUGGGGAGUCAUACAUCACGAAGACGACGGCGGCGAAGAAGGAAAGAGAUCUCUGAGUUGAGGCUGAGAAGCGGUGUUCUUUGCGACACAACUCAAUCACUUCUCAAAUGAGGGGAAUGGUUGAUCGGAUUCAUAGUCCUUGAAUUGAUUCCAUCUCACUAACUUGGGGCCGGCAAAAGACAACCUUUCCAACAUAGUAACUAGUACCAGUCUUCAACGUCUUCCUCACACAGACCCCUUUACUCCACUGAACACAAACUAUUGCCUGCCUGCCUCGUCAUCAUCAAGUUUAUGGAUGUUGUUAGGGCACUAUAGCUUCAAUCCUCCCCACUGGUGUCUUCCAUUCGAAAUCUUGCCAUGGGAUUCUCUCUUUCCACUGAACACAAACUUCACCAGAUCGAUCUUAAUGGAGGGGAGGAGGCUUUGGCUUUAGUUACAUCACUCUCUGCUGUCAUUACUGAUGCAAAGUGAAGGCAGGCUAUUCAACCUGCAGUCACGGAGGCAAGGAUAAAAGCUUAGAGAAUUAUGAAGAGAGAGAGUGAGAGAGAGAGAGAGAGAGAGAGAGAGAGAGAGAGAGAGAGAGAAGCAUAAAUUGUGUUCUGGAUGUAACGUUAGUACUAUUAUCCCUAAAAAGACAUGUUCCUCACAGUGAAUGUUCAAACUAUCACGCAACACUUGUUCAUGUGAGGGUGAACUCAUCCUUUCGCACAGGAGAUGAGAUGUGAGAGCAUAUUAUUUAAUUGAGUCUUCAUAUUUUAUAUA